AUGGUUACAGUGAUGGAGCUCAUAAAUCACGAGUUGGACCCAGAGGAAAGUCCACAGAUGUCUGAAGAGUCCUGGAGAGAGCUGGGCCUGAAGUGCAGAGAGAACCCUCUAUUCUGCAGUGUGCUCAGCACCAGUGGGACUCCGAGAGGACAGAAGAGAGGAAGGAAGAGGAAAACCAAUUCUCACAUCCGGUUUUCAGACACAGAGAGCGAGUCUCACAGAAGCUCCACUCUGACUAAGGUGAAGGACUUUCUGGGCAUUGUACAAAAAGUGUCUGCAUCAGGUCCCACCUCAGACUGUGACCCGGGACACGAGGACAUCACCUCACAGAGUACAGAGACGUCAGGUGAAUGCAGAGAGGCACAGGACGGGGCUGGACCAAACUGGACCAAACCCAGACCAGUGGAGGACCAGGAAGACCAGAAGGACCCCAAAGACCACAGAGCACAGACCAAACUGCUGUGGAGAUCAGAGGCGGACCAGGAGGACCCCCAGGACCACGGAGCACUGACGAAACAGAGACCAGAAGAAGACCAGGAGAGACCAAAUAACCACCGAGCACUUCCCAGUCUGGAGACCCCAGACUUCCUCCAGCCUCAAGCCUCUGCAGAGCUCACGUCCUUCGAGUCUGACUCUGCUUUGAACAUCUAG
Knipowitschia caucasica is the source of this 651-nucleotide messenger RNA. NCBI's taxonomy places the organism in Eukaryota, Metazoa, Chordata, Actinopteri, Gobiiformes, Gobiidae. The record is from the annotation of a GenBank genome assembly.